UUCCAGGAGCAGAAUUCCCUGAUUUCCUUCCUGGAGGAUUCCCCCAAGCCGCCUCCCCGGCGGGUGACGAUGACGCUGCCGCUGCUCAACGCCGCCAAAUCCCUGCUGCUCGUGGCCACCGGCGCCUCCAAGGCUCCCGUCAUCAAGCGGAUCCUGGAGCAGCAGGAGCAGCAGGAGCCGCAGGAGCCGCCGCGUGCCGCGCGGCUCCGGCCCCGUUCGGGGCGGCUCCGGUGGCUCCUGGACCGGGAGGCGGCGGCCGAGCUGAGGGAGCCCCCGGGACCCUGAACCAACGGGAAACGGGGACAUGGGCUGGGGGGGGAGGAAUUCCGGGGGGAAAUGGCUGGAAAAUGGGGAAAUUCCGUGGGAAAAUGUCCUUGAAACUGAGAAAUUCCAUAGAAAAAUGUCCUUAAAAUGGGGAAAUUCCAUGGGAAAAUGUCUUUAAAAUUGAGAAAUUCAAACGAAAAAUGUCCUUAAAAUUGAGAAAUUCCGUGGGAAAAUGGAGAAAUUCCUGGGAAAAUGGGGAAAUUCUGUGGAAAAAUGUCCUUGAAACGGAGAAAUUCCAUAGAAAAAUGUCCUUAAAAUGGGGAAAUUCCAUGGGAAAAUGGAGAAAUUCCAUGGGAAAAUGUCUUCAAAAUUGAGAAAUUCAAUGGAAGAAUGCCCUUAAAAUUGAGAAAUUCCGUGGGAAAAUGGAGAAAUUCCGUGGGAAAAUGUCCUUAAAAUGGAGAAAUUCCAUGGAAAAAUGUCCCUGAAAUGGGGAAAUUCCAUGGAAAAGUGGAGAAAUUCUGUGGGAAAAUUGAGAAAUUCCAUGGAAAAGUGGGCUGGGAAUGGAGGAAUUCCAGGAAAAAUGGAGAAAUUCCAGGAAAAAUGUCUUUAAAAUUGAGAAAUCCAUGGGAAAAUGGCCUGGGAAUGGAGAAAUUCCAUGGAAAAAUGUCCUUAAAAUUGAGAAAUCCAUGGAAAAGUGGGCUGGGAAUGGAGGAAUUCCAGGAAAAAUGGAGAAAUUCCAUGGGAAAAUUCCCUUAAAAUUGAGAAAUUCCA
Molecule: messenger RNA, 1035 nt
Organism: Camarhynchus parvulus
Lineage: Eukaryota; Metazoa; Chordata; Aves; Passeriformes; Thraupidae
Product: 6-phosphogluconolactonase-like
Exons: 2
Biological process (GO): carbohydrate metabolic process
Source: RefSeq, a predicted model, not a curated record